GGGGCCGCUCGCUGUGUCUGCGCUGUGACAUUCUAUCCGUUGCUCCUGGGCCGUGAUCCGCCGUGCUUGCCGUCGGCUUGAUUCCCUCGCCGCACCCGCCCUCAGCGCUGCCUGAUUGCUGUUGUCGGGAGCGGGGGGCCUUGAAGCUUGAAUCCGGCGUGGAUUUCUCUCGGAUUGUCUCGGGCUCUCUUCGGCUGCCUCUUCGUGGCUAACGCACAUUGCCCUCCACACAUCAAUCUGAUUGCCAGAUGACGGUUUAUAAUCGGACACCUCUGUUCUGAUUGCGCUUGUCCGAUCGCUGCUCGUCAAUCCAUCCACGCAUCAAGACACGAAGGCGCCCGGCUGCUUUCGCUUUCCCUUUCGACCACCACUCCACUGCAUAAAUUCACGUAUCGCCACUGCAUCCUCUGCUGCAAUGAAAGAGCUGCACUACGCAUCGCCGCACUCGACGUUUUCGUCGUCGAGUCGGUACCAGUCCGAUCCCAAAAGCCAUCACCACGCCGGGUCUCGAGAAAGCCGCGGCUACAUCCGAUCCUGGUUCCCCGAUCAAGACGACGACCCCUACAACAAGCGAUCCACCAACUACAUGGGCCCUGAGCAACCCGAGCAUCCAGACCACUUUUCCGGGUACCGGGAGCCUAAAUCAUCAGCGUCCCUCUCUGCACCAAUGCCGCCGGCCCCGUACGGAUCACGGAAAUACCCGGGCCCACCGCCAGCACCGUUGUCGUCAGCCGACAAGAAAAGCAGCGAUGCGGGAUACGCCGGAAACCCAUACUUGGCGCCCUCGUCCUCGUCCUCCUCGUCGUUGUCCUCCAGACCAUACUACCCGUAUUCGGGGUCCGGGUCCCGAGACGGGAACGACCACUUUAUGGAAUACGGCCCGCGCGGCUCGGGAUCGUCGAGCAGUCACGAUAGGGAUGCAAGUCAUCGGUCCUACGGCUAUCCGGGUCGCUACGGAUACUCUGCAUCACCACCACGGGCCCACCACUCAAAUAUGUCGCCGCCUUCGACUGGCCACGGACACGGAGAGCCCGGCUUUCCGAAACAGAGUCCCGAUGAGUCCUAUCGCGUCGAUCGCGGCCGGAGACUCUCGAACCCGUAUUCGAUGCGACUCUCGAGGGACACUGACGAGCAGGGCUAUCUCGACGACUCUUCCUUGGCAUCAGACCGCGGCGAUAUGUCUGGGCGAUCCUAUCGCGAGCCAGAAGGACGGUCCUUCGAUCGACCCAUGUCCGGUUAUCCAACAUCCCGAUAUUCAAGCGUCAGCUCCCAGCGCGAGCAUCACACCGACUACGCCACGAGCACAUCCCGCGGCUACUACCCGCGGCGGCCAGAGUCUGGACGGUCUUCUCCUCCGCACCCAUCCCUAUCGUAUUCCAGGGCAACCUCAAAGUCCUUUAACGAAGAAAGCGGCGGCAUCUCCCUGAGCUCGCAAGGACCGGAAACUCGGCGUCCGCCAACACCGCCACACCUUGCAGCAUCGUCGGGGUGGGGCUAUCCCAAGUCAGCUGCCCUUUCCGCCUCCUACCCUCCCAAGACAAGAGAUGGCGACCCAGGCUCGUUGGACCCGCAUCUGCAUCAUAGCCACGAGACGAGCCAUCGCUAUCUUGCUAAUGGCGGCCGCGCCAAACCCAUCCAUCCUGAAUCAAUCGGGCGGUCGGGAUCCGCCGGUUUCAUGGACUACACGCCUGAGAAACGGCAGCCGUACCGGACCGAGCCGCAGCGCGAGUCGUAUUCCAAGCCCAUGCCAUCUGCCUCUCCGAGCCCACGCCUGAUUGGUUUUGACCCCAAGGACGAGAUCGAAAACGGAGUGGGUCACUAUCACCGAGACCCUGCGCACUCGUCUCGCCAGCGCUCUGUCGACCCUGACCACGGUGAUAUGCAGCAUGACAAUAGGGCGAAGGAUGUCCAUGGGCGCUGGCGCCGCUCAGCAGAACCUCCAAGCCAGCCUCACGCUCGACUUUCGGAACCCCCAAGCGUUGUUCCCGCUGUGAGUGCUUCAAGGACAGACGAACCAACCCGGACUGAGGCAGACUCGCACUCGCUACCGGCGACGCCCUCCUCCGAGUCACUGUUGGACGAGGAUCCCAAGCAUAUGACCGAGACUGUGGUGGAAGAAGAGGUCGAGAGUGGCUCCGUCAUGCUGAACGGAGCGGCCAAGCAUCCUAGCCCGUUUCGACCUGCUCCGAUUACGAGUCGAUCGUUUUCGACUUCGCCCGUGCCGAUAAACUCGGACGAGCUGAAUCGGUCGCGGUCGUCCUCUGUGGACGAGUUUUCGGUGCCCGUUUCGGACCAGCCGAAUGGAGCCGAGUCUCUCGAUAUCGACGCAUGUGCCGCAGGCGGAUCCAUCUCAACAGUAUAUGUCCACCACAAGAAUGCAACGCUCUCGAUCAGCCGCAUCAACUCGGUCAGCGAUCCAACUGCCAUCAACAUUCUGCCGAUCCUCAGCCAGGCCGAGUAUGCGGUCGGGCCCGACGACGCAGCUGUGACGCAUGCCCUCCUCAAGGACCGCGAUAUUACCGGCAAGCCCUCGGUCAUCGACCCGGCUUUGCACAAGCGAAUCUACCACGAGAAUCAAGCAUGCAUGCAGCGAUUGCAAGCAGCGACGGGUCUGCUUCUGGCGCAGCACUAUCCGCUGCCGGAGCACAUGCGGCUGCCAAACAUGGAUGGAGGGCUGCAGACCAAGGCCGGACGGCAGUGGGUUUUUGAGUUCCAUCGGCUGCGUACCCAGAACAGAUACGAGAACUCUCUCCGGCGGAUCGUCCACAAGCGCAUCCAGCGCACUUACCAGCGCCGUUUUGCCCUUCAGAGCCAAUACAAGGACGUCCACCAAGCCUGGACCAAGAAGAUCGAGCAGCUCGAGGAGAGCAUCAAGCUCAAGAAGCAGAAGCGAAAGAACUUUCCGUUCUCGUCUUCGAGCGCUGUCACGUCGUUCUCGUCUCCGUCGGUCAGCUUUGGCGGGGCCGGCAGUGCGGGUCUCGGUGGUGGGAGCGACGCGUUUGGCGGCCGGGCCAAUCGCCGGAUGAAUCCAAACUCGGACGCCAUCCUGAGCGAGGAGGCCUAUCAAGCGUAUCUAGCGAGCCUCAAGCAAUCCGAAGAAGAGCGCCUCAACCAGGAACUGCGUGCCGCCAAGGAUCCGCCGAUGAUGAUCUGCGAUACAUACGCGUCCAGCCUGGUUGGGAUCAAGUAUCGCAAUUCCAACGGACUCGUGCAGGACCCCGUGCGCGAACUGGUGCGGUUCAACCAGCGAUGCACCCAGAGCUGGUCCGAGGCCGAGAAGCGCGUCUUUUGGGAGAAGCUGCUUGUCUACGGCAAGACCUUCCACAAGAUCAAGGAGCAUCUGCCCAAGAAGACAGUGCAUGAUUGUGUGAUCUAUUUCUACCGCAAGAAGCACGACGAUGCCCUCCGGUUCCUGGGACGGCCCUUCAAAACUGGGCAGCAGAAUAUGGUCGUGAUCACCGACCGGACCACGCGCAGCGUCAUUCGCAAGGGUGGUGCGCAGGGGCCUCCCCGGCAGAAGCCCAUCCGGAGCGCGGUCGAGAGUGAUUUCAUCUCGGACAGCUCCUCGGCGUUGUCGCGCGGGUCUCGGCCGGUCGAAGGCAGCAGGAAGGACGAGCGGCAGCAGGACGAGGCCUCCAACGACUCUGGGUCCAAUGCAGCCAAGCGACCGCGCGGUGACGACAGCAAGGCCGGUCGUGUGGGUCGGCGGAACCGGAUCAAGGAGAUGGUCAAGGAAAAGGAAGACGCAAAGGCCAAAAGGGAUGCCGGCGGCGAAGACGACUCCCAUCCUGGCGACACUGCGAGCGAAGCCAAGGAAGAUGCUGCAGCGCCGCCCGAGGUCCGCAAAAAGUCCAUCCCACGACUCCCCGAGAUCGAAACCAAGGCGGCGGACGUUGCCGACGAUGCGGCUCUGGUUGAAGGGAAGGGCCUCGAUGACGAUAGUGGCUCGGUGGAAGACGAGCCGGCGGCGACACUUGCAUCUCCGUCGGGGGCAUCGACCCCAACGGUUACAUCGACUCCGCCGCCGCCGCUGCCGCUUCGCACCGGCCCCGUCCACAUCGAGGAGGUCGCGCGCUGGACCGACGAAGACAAGAUCCGCGCCCAGGCGGCAUUCGAAAAGUACGGCCGCAACUUUGCCCUGGUCGCGCUUGCGGUAGGCACCAAAUCCGAAGACCAGUGCCGCAACUACUACAACAACACCAAGCGCCGGCUCAAGCAGGAUGCCUCCAAGGACGUGGCGAGUCUCCUGGGUGGGCUUGUGCAGGCGAUGGGUCCGAGCUCCAAGAAGAAGCGCAAGAUCAUCAAGCCCAAAGACAAGGAGGACGAAGCCGCGGUGCCCGAGGCCGGUGGUGCUGGCAGGCCGCCGACCGAUGAGCAUGCCCUGGCGGACACUGGCGUCGCACAGAGCGUAUCUAGGUCCGAGUCCAAAGAAUCUCUGCACGAGCACAGCCAUGUGUCCUCUGAUGGCGAAGCCAGGGCUGCUGGGAGCAGGUUCGAAUACGUGGCUGUCGACGCCAAACUCGACGUGAGUGCCCAGCACUCGCGAACGUCGUCCAUGUCGCAUAUGGACCUGGACCCGGCCAUGGAAGAGGCCGCAAACGUGAUGGCGGCCAUGUCGGCUUUUGGCGCCAAGGCGCCGGUCCUCAGCACCGUCGAGGAGGAGGGUCCCUCGCAAGAGGAUGUUGCCGAUGCGGGCGAGACCGAGGCCAAGGUGGGUUUGCGCAGCUCGCUUUCGAUCUCGAGCGUACUCAACUUUCCCGAGACGGCCGACGACCUCCCCAGCGGCUCGAGCAUCGCCGGUGACCCCAAGAAGGCGCGCAAAGGACGGGUCCGCAAAGACAAGGGACCCGAUGCACCUCCGUCCACUCCCACAGACGCGAUGCUGGCUGGCCCCAGUUCUGGCAAGCCGAUCGAUGGCAGCGGCGCCGGCACGGCACGCAAAACCGUCUCGUACUGGGCGAUCGCAGAAAAGUCCGAGUUCAAGGAUGCUCUCAAGAAGUACGGGCGCAACUGGGACAUGAUUGCCAAGGCCAUCGGAUCCAAGUCGAUCAUCCAGAUCCGCAACUACUACCACAACUUCCGACACAAGCUGGACUUUGACAAGAUCCUGGAGGAGAACGGGUUCCCGGUGGAGGAUGAGAAGGUCAUGAACGGCAUCGACGCCACCCCCGGGGUUGGUGUACUGGCAGACGGCGAGGGCCCCGGCACCGACGACGAGCGUGCCCCUGGUCCAUACGACACCGAGUCUGGUGGGCGAGUGCUCGGCCGGCCCCCUCCCGGUGCUGCGGUGCGCCGAUCGCCUCGUCCCGACCACACCCUGUUGCCCCCGCGGACCGACAUUCACAUGGGAUACCCGGGGCCGUCGCUGCACAAGGAUCACGGCGAGGGCCAGGGCAAGUUCAUCGACAUCGAGUCGUUUUCGGUCGGCUCGUCUGCGUCCUCCUCGCCGCGCGUGCAUGGGCAUCGCUACCCAUCACACCCGCAGCCCAACCAGCCCCCCUGGACGACCGAGCCGUCGCAGCGGCCCAUCACACCGUAUCCGCUGCCGCCGUCGUCGCAGGAUCCCUCGGGCCACUCGCACAUGGCCCACUAUGGCCACCGCCCAGCGCCCAUGUAUCCGGGGCCGGAGUACCCCGGCCAGUACCACGCGCACUACGGCCCACUCCAACAUCCUUCGGCCUCGCACCCUGGAUACAUCCGCAGCCCGCCACCCUACGGCCCCGCUUCCAGCAUCCGAUACUACACACAGCCGCCCCCGCAACCACCAACACCCACCCCGCCGCCGCCGUCGGGCCCGGCGAGCAUGCCCGUUGGUCCCCGGGGUACUUCGAGCGAGGCGUAUCCGAGCUACAGCGACUUUCUCUACGGUCGCACGCCUCCUCCGGCCCCGCCCCCGCCCGCAACCACGUCGGCCACGCCGAGCUACAGCCCCCAUGGAAUCCCGCCCCUUGGUGCGCCGCUCGCCGCCUUCCCAGGCCACCAGCUGCCUCCGCUCUAUCCUGCGGGGCCCUUCCAUGGACCGCCAUCGGUGCCGCCGGUCACCCAGUCCGCGACCGGCUCGCCGUCCAUGUUCCACCACCACCUUUCACACCAGCACGGCCUCCCAAGCUCUUCCCGCCUCAAGACGCCGCCAGUACCUAUCUCGCAUGCCGGGCCUCUGCCCUCCAACCCGGCGAGCUACAUGUCGCAUCCCCCGCCGCCGAUGACCAUGUCGCUGCCACCGUUGCAGCCGGCCCCAGGCGAUCGGGAGCUGCCUAUCUCACGCCCGCCACCGCCCGAGCCUGUCCACGCCGAAGUCGCAGCACGGAUCCCAGCCCCGAGCGAGGACCCGGACCGGUUCAAGAGCCAUGCAGCCGCGGGCCUUCCCUCUGGAGGUCUGUCCGAGCCCAGAGCAUCUGCCCAGGCACCGGUGGCGCUAUCGGCCUCUGGAUCGGCAUCGUCGAACCCGGAACCAAGCGAUCAUGGCGCCGAUCCGAGUCGCGGCUCUGCGUCGCGCAUGUCGGUCGGGCUGGUGAUCGAGUCGACGCAACCGACAAGCGCACCCAGACAGCCCGACUCGAUGCACAACGCCGAGAUUGCAUCUACUCACGGCAGCUCCAAGACCCGCUCCCCGAGCGCUCCGCCGCACCAUUCUCCCCACGCAAGUCCUCAGGCGAUCCACCAGACGCACCGGGCAUACUCGCCGUACCGUCCGGAGCCCAGCCAGCGCCGGGCUUCGUCGCCCAUGUAUGCACAUCAGCAGUACCCGCAGUCCAAGCCCGGACGCAGCUCGUCGCCGACUGAUCCGCUGCCCCCGUCGACAAGCUACCCAAGCAACCUAGCGGGUGUGCACAGCGGCGGCGAAUCGUCGGUGCGAUCUGCGUCGCCGUUUGAUCCGCCGUACCGAUCCUCUGGUCCGGCCCGGAGCGAGGAAGCCAUCUACGAGUUCCCGCUGCGGCCUCGGAAAUCGGCGAGCCCACCAGUAUCGGGCGAGGGCAAUCCCACGAGCAACAGCAGCAGCAGCACCGUGCCUGCGCCAAAGGGGUGGAGUGCUGCCGAAGGCGGCCCGCUGGAUCCUGCAGAAGGACCAAAUCCCAUCUAGCCGGGCCCGGUGGUGGCGGAACCCGGUCAAAUCAAAACCAAGGGCACUUGUCCGGCCACAACCUGGUUGGACGAGAGCCAAGCAUGUACUUUUGUCGCAUCCGCAGCCGCAAACCAACAAUACACAUGCGACUGCAUUUUUGAGCCCAA
This is a messenger RNA of Polychytrium aggregatum, 7230 nucleotides long. RefSeq lists its product as uncharacterized. Bases 416 to 7081 code for a protein of 2221 amino acids. The record is from RefSeq and is a predicted model, not a curated record. NCBI's taxonomy places the organism in Eukaryota, Fungi, Chytridiomycota, Chytridiomycetes, Polychytriales. The transcript is spliced from 5 exons. Gene Ontology annotation, biological process: regulation of transcription by RNA polymerase II.